Messenger RNA from Choloepus didactylus (southern two-toed sloth), 2562 nucleotides. RefSeq names its product myoneurin (gene MYNN). Gene Ontology annotation, biological process: regulation of transcription by RNA polymerase II. Gene Ontology annotation, molecular function: DNA-binding transcription factor activity, RNA polymerase II-specific; protein binding; RNA polymerase II cis-regulatory region sequence-specific DNA binding. Gene Ontology annotation, cellular component: nucleus. The record is from RefSeq and is a predicted model, not a curated record. The transcript is spliced from 8 exons. Bases 481 to 2463 code for a protein of 660 amino acids. NCBI's taxonomy places the organism in Eukaryota, Metazoa, Chordata, Mammalia, Pilosa, Megalonychidae.
CUAUAGUUGGGCGAUGCAAAUAAAAAAAAAAAAAAAAAAAAAAAAAGCAAGGGGUUCAAGAGCUUUCGAGUACCAAAAGGUAAAAUGGUGAUCAGCUCAAAAAUCUCCUAUGGACGAGAGCCCAGGAGUACACAAAACAGCUGUUUCCACUCGUGGGCCCCCGAAGGGAAGAAUGGUGGAGCAGACAAGCAACUACAAGCCCCAGCAUGCAGUGCACAAUUCAACUGCUGGAAGAGGCCCGCGGUGUAGGGCAGUACUUUCUGGGCUCAGAACCAAGGCCGACCAAAAUGCUCAGAAUAAGAGGAUGGCGGGGCGCUGUGAUUGAGUCCUUAGUUCUCGUAUCCAUGACGCCAGCCGAUUAUUGGGAUCCCUGGCCUGCUAGGGAGUGGGAUUUCUGGGAGCCUCCCCCUCCCUCCCUGGCUGCCCUCCCUGGCCGGAGUUGGGCCUGCACUCUCGGCUCCCCACCUACGUUGACAUAGAAUGCCCGGAGCCGGACGUGACGCCGCGGUGGAGAAGGGAGAGGUGGAGCAUGGCGCGGUGACGUCCUCUCAAGAUGGCGGAGAGAGAGUGAAGAAACUGUACCCCCUUGGUUGUUAUAGAAUACGGGUAAAAUUCUAUUCUGAUAUAAAAAUGCAGUAUUCCCACCACUGUGAGCACCUUUUAGAGAGACUGAACAAACAACGUGAAGCAGGUUUUCUUUGUGACUGCACCAUAGUGAUUGGAGAAUUCCAGUUUAAAGCUCACAGGAAUGUACUUGCCUCAUUUAGUGAGUAUUUUGGUGCGAUCUACAGAAACACUUCUGAGAACAAUGUCUUUCUUGAUCAAAGUCAGGUGAAGGCUGAAGGAUUUCAGAAACUGUUGGAGUUUAUAUACACAGGAACCUUAAACCUUGACAGUUGGAAUGUUAAAGAAAUUCAUCAGGCUGCUGACUAUCUUAAAGUGGAAGAGGUGGUCACUAAAUGUAAAAUAAAGAUGGAAGAUUUUGCUUUUAUUGCUAGUCCCUCUUCUACAGAGAUAUCUAGUAUUACUGGAAACAUUGAAUUGAAUCAACAGACUUGUCUCCUUACUCUACGAGAUUACAACAAUCGGGAAAAAUCAGAAGUUUCUACAGAUUUAAUUCAGGCAAAUCCUAAACAAGGAGCUUUCGCAAAGAAGUCGUCUCAAACAAAAAAGAAGAAGAAGGCUUUCAACUCCCAGAAAACUGGGCAGAAUAAAACAGUGCAAUAUCCCAGUGACAUUUUAGAGAAUGCAUCUGUUGAAUUAUUCCUAGAUGCAAAUAAAUUAUCUACACCCAGAACAGAACAAGUUGCACCAAGAAAUGAUAAUUCAGAACUUGAAUUGACAUCAGUUGUAGAAAAUACUUUUCCAGCACAAGAUAUUGUGCAAACUGUCACAACAAAACGGAAACGGGGAAAAUCACAGCCAAAUUGUGCUCUGAAAGAACACUCGAUGUCUAAUAUAGCCAGUGUGAAGAAUCCUUAUGAGCUAGAGAGCUCUGGGGAAGAACUGGAUCAGAGGUAUUCCAAGGCCAAGCCAAUGUGUAACACAUGUGGGAAAGUGUUUUCAGAAGCUAGCAGCUUGAGAAGGCACAUGAGAAUACAUAAAGGAGUCAAACCUUAUGUCUGCCACUUGUGUGGAAAGGCAUUUACUCAAUGUAACCAGUUGAAAACACAUGUAAGAACUCAUACAGGUGAGAAGCCAUACAAAUGUGAAUUAUGUGAUAAAGGAUUUGCUCAGAAAUGCCAGCUAGUCUUCCAUAGUCGCAUGCAUCAUGGUGAGGAAAAACCCUAUAAAUGUGAUGUAUGCAAUUUACAAUUUGCAACUUCUAGCAAUCUCAAGAUUCAUGCAAGGAAGCAUAGUGGAGAGAAGCCAUAUGUCUGUGAUAGAUGUGGACAGAGGUUUGCCCAAGCCAGCACACUGACCUAUCAUGUUCGUAGGCAUACUGGAGAAAAGCCUUAUGUGUGUGAUACCUGUGGGAAGGCAUUUGCUGUCUCUAGUUCUCUUAUCACUCAUUCUCGAAAACACACAGGUGAAAAACCAUACAUAUGUGGUAUUUGUGGGAAAAGUUUUAUUUCCUCAGGAGAGCUCAGCAAACACUUUCGAUCCCAUACAGGAGAAAGACCAUUUAUCUGUGAAUUAUGUGGAAAUUCGUACACAGAUAUUAAAAAUUUAAAAAAGCACAAAACGAAAGUCCAUUCUGGUGCAGAUAAAAUUCUAGAUUCUAGUGUAGAGGAUCAUACUCUGAGUGAACAAGAGUCCAUACAGAAAAGUCCUUUAUCAGAAACUAUGGAUGUGAAACCUUCUGAUAUGACUUUACCACUAGCUCUUCCACUUGGAACUGAGGACCACCACAUGCUUCUGCCUGUGACAGAGAAUCAGUCUCCUACAUCAGAUACAUUGUUAAGGUCAUCUGUGAAUGGGUAUUCAGAUCCACAGCUGAUUUUUUUACAACAGUUAUACUGACUUUGUGAGGAAUAUGAAAUUGUUAAGUCAUCUCUGAUAGUAAACGUAAAACAUCUCUGGUAAGGUGAAUAUAUUCAUAUUAAAUUACCAUUCAUUUGA